This is a messenger RNA of Kluyveromyces marxianus DMKU3-1042, 2379 nucleotides long. RefSeq names its product Svl3p (gene SVL3). Gene Ontology annotation, molecular function: oxidoreductase activity. NCBI's taxonomy places the organism in Eukaryota, Fungi, Ascomycota, Saccharomycetes, Saccharomycetales, Saccharomycetaceae. Gene Ontology annotation, cellular component: cytoplasm. The coding region runs from base 1 to 2379 and encodes 792 amino acids. The record is from RefSeq and is a predicted model, not a curated record. The transcript has a single exon.
AUGUCGAACACCAAGAUUUUCAUUGAGAGCACGGGGUUCGUACAGCUGGAACCGUUCAUUAGGAUGUCUAUUUCGUCUCCUCAAGUUAAGGUUUUUUCAUUAAUGUCCGACUAUGACAUUAGGGAAGUAUCGCCGGAAAACUACGUGCAAUUCAAUCCAAACAGCAGCGGGAAACAGACUAUUUAUAUUGGGGAAACCGGUUCUCUCAAAUCGCAACCAGGAUCGAGCUCGUACCCGAAGCCAAUCACAAGUCUGUUGACCACUUUCCACUCCCUUUUCCUAAAGUUAUUUCCAGAUGAUGCCAUUGACACCUGUAACUUUUUGCCGUUAGAUUUCUUAACGCAGCAAUGGAAACUGGCCAUACCAAGGGUUUGCUUUGAUCCGUUAUUGAUCCUCUUUGAGGAAUUUUCCCCAAGCCUUUUGCAUCAACAAAUAUUGGCAAAACCUUUGAUUUCGGGGUUAAUCACAGAAAUCAUAACAUUGACCAGAACCAUGGGUAUAAAGCUACCCUCAGGGUACGAUACGGAGAGUGACUUGUUGAAAAGAUGGGUUGCAGGUAACGGUCAGGGAUACCCAUCGCUGUUGUAUCAUUUUGAACACAAAACAGCACCAUUAGAUAUAGAUUUACUGUUACUUCAGCCAAUUUUGUUAGCCGAUGAUUUCACAAUCAAGACACCAUAUUUGGAAUUUUUAUAUUCCAUGAUGUGUCAAUUCAAGAAAUUGAACAAUGAUGAAUCAAAAUUAUUCACAAGGGCUACAACUGUAUCCAAGCUGCAAGAAGAAGUAAGCAAACUUUCUUUGCUCAACUCUUCUUUCCAAGAAAAAGAAGCCAGUUUCGCUGAAGAGUUAAAUCAGACAAAAGAAAACCUACAGCGCGAUAUUGUUACAAGGGAUACACAACUCUCUGUACUUAGGGAACAACUAAAGCAGGAGCAAUCUCAAAACGGGUCUUUGAGACGCCAACUAUCUGUGGUGCAAGCUGAAUUGAACGCCUUGAAACAGGCUCGUCCAGUUGAACAUUCAGUGGCGGGUGCAAAUGCUGUUGCUGCCACUCUUCAAACUCAAUCGGCUCCUCAUACACCAGUGGAUUCUGUGUCAUCUAGAGCUAUUGCUGGAGAUUCUUCUUCUCAGCCAGCAGAACAAUACACAGACACCGGUACUCCGGUCCUACGUGAUAUUGAAGAUAUUGCGGUUUAUGGUAUAGAAUACAAUGACUCUCCUGCAGAAGAUAACGCAGAAUUAAAUGCUGAUAAAUUGGAAGAAAAGCCAAUGACUGCAGCUGUGGAACAAGAUCAAGCAACUGUAGCUUUGGACGAACAUGCAUUGAGAGAACGCGAGCUGAAACUUCGCAGAAAAGAAUUGGAACUACAAGAAAGAGAGCUACGAUUACAAAAGAAGCAAUCACAAACGAUGCUUAACCAAAAGUUCAACAAUGUUCAAAAUAAAAGUGCUAUGGCUGCAAACGAAUAUCCAGCCCAAUAUUCUAGUCAAAUGCAAAUGCCUAAUAGAAAAGCGCAUAGUCAGUCUGCAUAUAUGGGAAAACCAUCCCAAGGCAUGCCAGGUCAAUAUAUCCCACCUGCUUCGCAGCCACCACAGAUGCGUCCACAUGUAAACACCGCCCUUCCUGCCAUGGGGCAUGCUCCAAUGAAUAACAACGGAGCAAGGCCAUUGAACGGCGUUGGUCUGCCUCAUCUAGGUUUGGAUGGUGCUGCACAGAUUGGAGGCAACGGAUAUGCACCAAAGACAUUCCAAAAAACCAGUAGAAAGAAUAGACGUAGCAAUAUGCCUAUGCUAAGGAAUCCAUCUAAUACAAUGCUAAACGAUUACAGCAUGCCAACCGGUCCACAAUCCCUUCAACCAGGUCAGCAAAGAUACAAUUCUAUGUCAAGUAACAUACCUCAGUUGUCAACUCAUUACCAUGGCGGUUCGAUGCCGAGAUUAAAUAACCCAAACCCAAACGCUAUGAGAGCAUCUUCUCAGGGACAAAUAAGUUCGUUGCCAACCCAACCUCAACAACAAUAUCAACCUGUUCCAAACGGAAUGAGGCAAAUCAGUACUAGUACAAUGAUAGAUGAGGGUGUCUCUACAUCUUCCGUUGUGCAAAGGCCACCAAAUGGUAUCCCACAACAGAAUCAAAUCCAAACUCAAAACCAAGAUCAACAAGAAAGAUCGAACUCAAAUUCGAAUUCUAAUGAACAUUCUACGUCACCACCAUUAUUAGACUCUGAUGUAUCUUCCAACAACCACCCAUCUUCUUCAGAAUUGAACACAUCUUCAGUUGAUCUCCAAGACAAGCAACUUGCGGAAUCAAACGAAAAGAAAAAUAAAGAAGAGAUCAAAAAGUCCAAAUUCUCCUUCUUUCACUCAAAGAAAAAAUAA